GUUUCCGGUUGGUGGGGACACGUCACUUUUCCAAUUGAGGAAGAAGCCAAAUAGUGACAAUUUUAUAUUUUUGGUUUUGUAGACCAUAAGCAUGUCGAAUUCAGUCCUAUCGGUUAUCUCCCGGUUUCUGGAGGAGUACACCACCACGACCCCCAACAGACUAAAGGUGGUGGAUGCAUACUUGCUGUACAUCUUGCUAACCGGAGCCCUGCAGUUUCUCUACUGUCUGCUGGUCGGCACCUUCCCAUUCAAUAGUUUUCUCUCCGGAUUCAUCUCUUGCGUGGGCUCCUUUAUUCUGGCAGUGUGUCUCAGGAUCCAGAUCAAUCCACAAAACAAAGGGGAUUUCUUGUCUGUAUCCCCGGAGAGGGCUUUUGCUGAUUUUCUCUUCGCUCACACAGUUCUUCAUCUGGUUGUGAUGAACUUCAUUGGUUAAAGCUGACACUUUUCCAACUUACAAG
This is a messenger RNA of Periophthalmus magnuspinnatus, 458 nucleotides long. RefSeq names its product defender against cell death 1 (gene dad1). Bases 92 to 433 code for a protein of 113 amino acids. The transcript is spliced from 2 exons. Gene Ontology annotation, biological process: protein N-linked glycosylation. The record is from RefSeq and is a predicted model, not a curated record. Gene Ontology annotation, cellular component: oligosaccharyltransferase complex; membrane. Lineage: Eukaryota; Metazoa; Chordata; Actinopteri; Gobiiformes; Gobiidae.